ACAUAGCUACUGCUCAGGCCCUUAAGCACAUUACUAAGGCCUGCACUUGGCUCUUAAGUGCCUCUCAUUUGUAUGCUUAAUAAACCAUUCCUACUGGUCUUGAAAUUCUUUGUCAUGCAUGUUAAGGACCUGGGUCACCUGAAUAAGAGUCACUGUGGGUUAGAGAUUUUACAUUUGUACUUCUGCUGUUGUGGCAGGUCUAAAGCUGGCUGGGAGUGAGAAUUUCUGGGCACCCAUCACCCCAACCCCUCGUUAGGGGUAGGGCAAGAUGAAAGCUGUUCCUAGGUCUAAGCUAGCCUAGCCUGUCCCACAGCUGAGAGAACAAUGCGGAAAAAAGGGCGGGAGGGUGACAUUACCAGGAGCACACUGCUUCCUGGGACAACUAGUUGGGGUGAGACCUUAUUAGUCUGAGACCAGGUAGACCCCAUAAAUCAGGAGCCAGGGUCAGAUAGCUACAGACCCAGGUGAAUAGCCAGGGUAUCGAGGGACCCUUAGGGUGGAGCGGGACUUGGUCUCUGGCAGUAUUUGCUGGGCCAGUGUCAGUCUGUUGUUGGGCCUGUGAUUCUUGGCCAUUGAAGUCUGAAUGGAUCAGGUUUUCAGGCCCAAGAGGGUACUAUCUGCAUUUUCACUCAGGUUCCAGCUCUUCUGUGUCUGGGUGGGUGUCCCUGGAGAAGGGGGGCGCCUGCUCACAAACCAGAGUUCUUCUUAGCCAGUACCCCGGUCAGUAUGAAACUCUCACCUCUCCACUCACCCAGGCCCCCUAAGUCCAGUGGCUGCCCACACUGUGGGGUCGAAGGAAGGAGGCUGAAGGGCCGGGAGGCCCUCCGGAUCUCUCAGAUGGCUUUGCCCAGCAGGUGUCGUGAGGGGCGGGGCCUCAGGGGCGCGGCCGUUCCCGGCGCAAUCCAGUUGGGUCUCGCGCUCGAGUCCUGCCCCCUGCCGACAGGCCCCGCCCUCGUCCCCGCACUAAAACACCUCCUCCUCUGCCUCCCGGCACAGCGUCUCCGCCUCCGCCGGCGGGGACCCCAAGCUACCGCGACUGCGGGACCCACAGCCCGCAGGACACUGAGCCACGAUGUUUCCGAGGGAGACCAAGUGGAACAUCUCGUUCGCUGGCUGCGGCUUCCUCGGUGUCUACCACAUUGGCGUGGCCUCCUGCCUCCGUGAGCACGCGCCCUUCCUGGUGGCCAACGCCACGCACAUCUACGGCGCCUCGGCAGGGGCGCUCACCGCCACGGCACUGGUCACUGGGGCCUGCCUGGGUGAAGCAGGUGCCAACAUUAUUGAGGUGUCCAAGGAGGCCCGGAAGCGAUUCCUGGGCCCUCUGCACCCCUCCUUCAACUUGGUAAAGACCAUCCGUGGCUGUCUACUGAAGACCCUGCCUGCUGAUUGCCAUGAGCGUGCCAGUGGACGCCUGGGCAUCUCCUUGACUCGUGUUUCAGAUGGAGAGAAUGUCAUCAUCUCUCAGUUUAACUCCAAGGAUGAACUCAUCCAGGCCAAUGUCUGCAGCACUUUUAUCCCAGUAUACUGUGGUCUCAUCCCUCCUACCCUCCAAGGAGUGCGGUAUGUGGACGGCGGCAUUUCAGACAACUUGCCACUCUAUGAGCUGAAGAAUACCAUCACAGUGUCCCCGUUCUCAGGCGAGAGUGACAUCUGCCCACAGGACAGCUCCACCAAUAUCCAUGAGCUUCGUGUCACCAACACCAGCAUCCAAUUCAACCUGCGCAAUCUCUACCGCCUCUCAAAGGCUCUCUUCCCACCAGAGCCCAUGGUUCUCCGAGAGAUGUGCAAGCAGGGCUACAGAGACGGACUUCGAUUUCUUAGGAGGAACGGCCUACUGAACCAGCCCAACCCCUUGCUAGCGCUGCCCCCAGCUGUCCCCCAGGAAAAGGAUGCAGAGGGAGCUGCUGUGACUGAGGAGAGGACUGGAGAGGAGGGCCAAUUGCAGCCCCAUGGAAAAGAUAGAAUUCUAGAGCACCUGCCUGCCAGACUCAAUGAAGCCCUGCUGGAGGCCUGUGUGGAGCCUAAGGACCUGAUGACCACCCUCUCCAACAUGCUGCCCGUGCGCCUGGCGACUGCCAUGAUGGUGCCCUAUACUCUGCCACUGGAGAGUGCAGUGUCCUUCACCAUCCGCUUGUUGGAGUGGCUGCCUGAUGUUCCUGAGGAUAUCCGGUGGAUGAAAGAGCAGACAGGCAGCAUCUGCCAGUAUCUGGUGAUGAGGGCCAAGAGGAAACUGGGUGACCAUCUGCCCUCCAGACUGUCUGAGCAGGUGGAACUGCGUCGAGCCCAGUCUCUGCCCUCUGUGCCACUGUCUUGCGCCACCUACAGUGAGGCACUGCCCAACUGGGUCCGAAACAACCUCUCACUGGGGGACGCGCUGGCCAAGUGGGAGGAGUGCCAGCGUCAGCUGCUGCUGGGCCUCUUCUGCACCAACGUGGCCUUCCCUCCGGAUGCCUUGCGGAUGCGCACACCUGCCAGCCCUGCCUCCACAGACCCUGCCCCUCCACAGCAUCCACCUGGCCUCCCACCUUGCUGAGAGCGGUCAUUCCCAGUUUCCUUGGCUACCAGCCAAGCUCCAAGUUGCCCUGCCCCACUAAGGGGAGCCCUGGGGCUGUGGAAUGAGGACAUGGGACCCUGCACAGCUGCAAAGGGGGGUUUGAUGUAAAGCCUUUGACCAGCCACUCACUAUGCUGCUCCUGGUGGGGAGGGAUAGGAGUGACCUCCCUGGAGCCCACAGAGCCCCUCCCCUUCACCUGUGCCUUACUCUCCCCCCCUGCCUGCCCACCACAGUGCAGGGUCAGUCCUGAGAACUCCACAGCUGCUGCUUCUCCCCGUUUUUCAAGUUUCCUUGCAGAGUGUGUGAAGACUUAUUUAUUUUUGCCAAAGUAGAUACAAUAAAAGCCACAGCUCAGCUUC
Peromyscus californicus insignis is the source of this 2913-nucleotide messenger RNA. RefSeq names its product patatin like phospholipase domain containing 2 (gene Pnpla2). The record is from RefSeq and is a predicted model, not a curated record. Gene Ontology annotation, molecular function: triacylglycerol lipase activity. Lineage: Eukaryota; Metazoa; Chordata; Mammalia; Rodentia; Cricetidae. Gene Ontology annotation, biological process: positive regulation of triglyceride catabolic process; triglyceride catabolic process; lipid homeostasis. The transcript has 9 exons. The coding region runs from base 1073 to 2533 and encodes 486 amino acids. Gene Ontology annotation, cellular component: membrane; cytoplasm; lipid droplet.